Hypanus sabinus (Atlantic stingray) is the source of this 2027-nucleotide messenger RNA. RefSeq names its product delta(4)-desaturase, sphingolipid 1 (gene degs1). The record is from RefSeq and is a predicted model, not a curated record. Gene Ontology annotation, cellular component: membrane. Gene Ontology annotation, biological process: ceramide biosynthetic process. NCBI's taxonomy places the organism in Eukaryota, Metazoa, Chordata, Chondrichthyes, Myliobatiformes, Dasyatidae. Bases 111 to 1079 code for a protein of 322 amino acids. Gene Ontology annotation, molecular function: sphingolipid delta-4 desaturase activity. The transcript is spliced from 3 exons.
AUGGUGACGUCGCGGCCUGGGGCGGGGCCCGGCGCGGGUCGGGGAUUAAAGCGCGAGCUGCCCGGCUGUUAACGGUCGGCGCUGAGCGAGGCGACAAGCGGAAGGCAGCCAUGGGCAACCGGGUGGCGCGCGAGGACUUCGAGUGGGUCUACACCGACCAGCCGCACACGGCGCGCCGGCUCCAGAUCCUCGCCAAAUAUCCUGAGAUCAAGUUGUUGAUGGGCCCAGAUCACAACCUAAAGUGGAUCAUCAUCCUGAUGGUAGCAGUGCAAGUUCUGGCCUUCUACCUUGUGAAGGACUUGGAAUGGAAGUGGGUGAUAUUCUGGGCAUAUGUAUUUGGUGGGUGUAUAAACCAUUCCAUCACACUGGGCAUCCAUGAAAUCUCUCACAAUGCUGCAUUUGGGCACAAGUAUGCACUGUUCAACCGCUUUUUUGGGAUGUUUGCUAAUCUUCCUGUUGGUCUGCCAUACUCGGUCUCCUUCAAGAGGUACCACAUGGAUCAUCAUCGCUACAUGGGUGGAGAUGGUAUUGAUGUUGACAUUCCCACAGAUUUUGAGGGCUGGUUUUUCUGCACCAGACUAAGGAAGUUUUUCUGGGUUGUCCUGCAGCCACUGUUCUAUGCCACGCGCCCACUCUGCAUCAACCCCAAGCCCAUCACUCACUUGGAGAUCGCUAAUCUGGUUGUUCAGUUAACCUUCAACCUGCUGAUAUAUAAUCUCUGGGGAGCAAAACCAAUUGUUUACAUGUUGGCAGGAUCUCUUCUGGGAAUGGGCCUUCAUCCAAUCUCUGGACACUUCAUCGCUGAGCACUACAUGUUUCUGAAAGGACAUGAAACCUACUCUUAUUAUGGCCCCCUCAAUCUAAUCACCUUCAAUGUUGGAUAUCACAAUGAACAUCAUGACUUCCCCAGUAUUCCAGGCUGUAGACUUCCUCAGGUGAAGAAGAUAGCAGCUGAGUACUAUGACAACCUGCCCCAGUAUUCUUCCUGGGUGAAAGUGCUCUAUGACUUCAUCAUGGAUGAUACGAUCAGCCCUUACUCUCGGAUCAAGAGAACAGUGAAAGAUGCAAAACAGGACUAGGAGUGAACUUGCCAACAGACAGAAAAAUGGUGGCUUGCCUGCUGGGCAAAUUUAAGCUGUUUUUGCAAAUCUUGCAAGAACAUUGUAUUAAGUGUCUUUGUGCAAACCAUGCACUAACAAUAUUAAGUCUAUUAAAGUGUUGUUUGCUAAUUAUUUUUGCUCAGCUGAAACUAAUUCAGGGAAUUAAGUGACUGCAGGAUGUCUGUCUGGCAAAGGAAAAGGUGAUCUUGGCAAUGGAAAGCUUUGACAAUUAUAUUGUGGAACUGUUGUCUGUUAGGUUGAGUUUUCCUCUGUGCCAAGGGUCAUAUCUGAUCACCUCCCCUUCAGGUGGUUCUGAGUAUUCUUUAGUUUAACUUUAUGAGCUCGAAUUUGAGUCAGUUAUACUUGAAGCAGUUCAAUGACUGGGUUGUUGCCUGUUUCAGUAGCUCAUGUUAUUCUUCAACUUAAGUGGAUGGUGUUUGUCUACAGUUGUAGAAAUGGCAAAAACGGCUGUUCAGAGUGGUUGCUGGAGGCAGUAGAGGAGAGGCAUUGGUAUACUGCUAACAGUGGCAACUCCGAAUUGGGUGGGAUUAAACCACAUUUUCCCUCCAGUUUAAGUAAGUCUCCUUACUUAACCAAGUCAGUCUCCUGAAGUUCAGCAGUUCUACUCUCCAUUUUCAGGGUUUUAAUGUGAGAUGAAGGAGAAUGGCAAAUUCCUGCCUUUGGUGGGUGUGGGGAAAAUCUACUGGUUCAUAAAACUGACUAAAGAAUGAGUCUGUAGCCAAAGAAUACUUGUGGGGAAACUUGCUCAUUGAUUGCUGACUGCUUCCCCUUCCUGUUUUGACUGCAAGGAUCAGUUUCUGCACUGAUUGGUUUACUUUGCAUGUAUUUGUACUGAUGCUUCUAAUGUUAAAACCACCCAAUGUUUUCCAUUUUGCAGUGGAAAAAUAAAUAGCUUUAAUACCUCAA